Molecule: messenger RNA, 1989 nt
Organism: Pichia kudriavzevii
Lineage: Eukaryota; Fungi; Ascomycota; Pichiomycetes; Pichiales; Pichiaceae
Exons: 1
Coding region: 1-1989 (662 amino acids)
Source: RefSeq, a predicted model, not a curated record
AUGUUUCCAUCUCUUGAUGUCAUCCAAGAAAAUUUCGAAGAUGUCCCCUUAGACUUUAAUACCCAAGCACAACAGACUUUUUACAAUGUAAAUAGGCCAAACUCAUCACGCUCUUUGAAUAAUAUAUCAAAAUCUAAGUUGUCAAGAUUUAAUUACUCUAAUAGCUCUUUCUCUAAUUCUUCCAAGGAGUUGUUAUUGACUCCAUCUCAAAGAUUAAAAAUAAUUAAGCAUCAACGACUAGAAAAGUCCCAAGAUAAGCUAUCAACCAAUUACCCUGAAAACUUCAAUACAUCAGAUUUCUUAUCUGACGAUGUUAUUCCUGAUGAUAUGAUUGUUUUUGAUGUUCCUUCCCUUUACUCUCUGCAAACAUUGUCAACAAACAAACUAAAGGCUCGGAAACCCUCUCUUAGACGCAGAAACAGUGUAUCUUCAUCCACCGCAUCGACUACUGAAACAAUUAUUACAAAUACCCACAAUAUUAAUCAACGAAUAGAGGAAUCUACAGGUGUAGUUAACGCCAACAGUUCAAUGCAAGUAGUACAGAACCGCACUUCGCUUCUGUCUAAUUCGACUCACUCUUCGGUCGUUUCGUCUCCGGCUACAAGAACCUCAUCUAUUUUCUCUCACACCUCUGACGUCUCAGAUUUCAGAAGUUCCAUAGAAGAAGCAUCAAGUCCUCUAUCGAAAGAAGUCAAACUUUUGUCUUUAAAUAAAGACAUAAAACUAGAAGAAUCGUUGCAAAGAAUGACCAUGUUAAAGAAUAUGUCAAAGUUAUCUCAAAUUGAUUCCCCGACCCCUGAUACAGAAAAAAUUCAUUAUUUAACUACCACAAGGCAACAAAAUCUACCACCUAAAACUAAAUAUGAAAUACUGAAACAUGAAAAAGAUUACCAUGAUUUACUCGAGGCAGAGCUUUACCAUGAGCAAGAAAACUUGAGAAAGCAUCAAUUGUUGCAGGAGAAAUUGAAAUCACAACGUGAAAGGGAUGAGAAAUCAUGGAAGAAGGUCAUCGACAAUUAUGAUAAACUGGUCAAACUUCCACAGACGAGAGAACUUUGGUGGAGAUACGUACCUAGUAAAUAUAGAUAUAAGAUCUGGGAGAGACAAAUUAUCAGCGUCAAGAAAACAACAAUUGAAGCAGAACUCAUUAUUGAAAGUUUGGAGAAGGCUUCAGAAAUAAUCAAUGAUGCUUGUGACUUCAAAAUAAUCAAGGAUGAACUAAGGAAGAAACAAAAGGAAAAGGAAUAUCAAAAUAUAAGAGAAAACAUAUCUUUUAUUGAAAAAGUUUCCUACAGGUUACAAUUUGCAUUUCCUGAACUUCAUAUUUUCCAGUUUGGUGAACAUUUUGAUAAUGUCCUGCAUAUAGCUGUUGCGUUUGAGCGUUUAAAAACUAAGAACCGCAAGCUUGAGCCAAUUAUGAUCGAGAGCCUAAUCAAUUUGAUUUGUGUUUUUUAUUAUGUUUUCCAAGAUUUAUUUACAUCACUUAAUUGUUUUGUCUCCCUAAUCCUAAGAAAAUUACCAUUUGCUAUGCUCACGGCCUCAGACGCUGAUAUACCGUCUACCUUAGCUGAGGAUUUACAAAUGGAGAAUACCCAACCACCUUAUUUGAAAGAUAUCAAGGAUCAAUGUGAUAAAUAUCUACUUCAGUUGAUACCCCCAUUAUUUAACCAUUUUGUGCAGGCUGAUAUAAAUCCGCUCAAAGUGAUACAAGGUUUAACGUGUUGUUUUUUCACAAAUCAACUGGAAUUUGAUAUAGUAUUGCGGGUUAUUGAUAUAUACCUAUUCGAAGGAGACAUAAUGUUGUUAAGAACUUCACUUGCAUUGUUGAAAAGGAUAUCGUAUAAACUGUAUGGGAGUAAUGAGGAAGUUUACUCUUUACUGAAUUCAAAUAAGCUGUUUAAGAUAACUCCAACACUAAAUGUCGGAGAAACGACUGAUUUUAUCAACGAGAUUAGAAACGUUUUAAAGAAAGAAAAAACACAGAAUUAA